CAUAUUUUGGUCAGUAUGAGGGUUGCAUUAACCACACUCUGUAAUUGCUCACUCUUUGUCUCUCAGCGCAGCACUGAUGGGUUCUGGAAAUCAGUGGCCAGGCACGUUCCAAGGGAGCCCAGCGACAUGCGCAUCCUGAACCCCUACUUCAUUCAGGAGGCCUCCUUCAAGCUAAUUGGCUUACCUCGCAACAAUGGACAGAUGGGUAGAGGGAAUAUCCCAACCCUGGGGACAGUUGCCAUAACGAUGGCCCUUCAUAACUGUGAUGAAGUGGCUGUGGCUGGAUUUGGCUACAACAUGAGCACCCCUCAUGCCCCUCUGCACUAUUAUGAGAAGAUCCGGAUGUCAGCUAUUAAAGAGUCCUGGACUCACAACAUAUCUAAAGAGAAGGAGUUCUUGAUGAAGCUGGUGAAGUCUGGUGUUAUCCAGGACUGGACCAAUGGGAUCUGUGGUGCAGGAUGCUGAUGGUCUGCUCUCAGUUUCAUGGCUCCUGGAUGCAGCACUGUGCUCGCCUCCAUCUGCUUUAGCCCCUGAAGAGGGAAGCAUACAGCUCUGUAGGCCAUGUUUCUAGAAUAGAGCAGCUGUCACACACUGUGGUCUGUGCAGACUGAGUAUAUGAGGCUUACUGACCUGGACACAUUGUCCCAGUGUUGCAUAUUGACUUGUUAUAAUCAGUUUGCCUCUGUAUUGGAACGAAGUAUUUAGCUUGUCCUAGUUU
Micropterus salmoides (largemouth bass) is the source of this 718-nucleotide messenger RNA. RefSeq names its product CMP-N-acetylneuraminate-beta-1,4-galactoside alpha-2,3-sialyltransferase-like. Gene Ontology annotation, molecular function: sialyltransferase activity. The coding region runs from base 16 to 465 and encodes 149 amino acids. The transcript has 3 exons. The record is from RefSeq and is a predicted model, not a curated record. NCBI's taxonomy places the organism in Eukaryota, Metazoa, Chordata, Actinopteri, Centrarchiformes, Centrarchidae.